Molecule: messenger RNA, 4494 nt
Organism: Sphaeramia orbicularis (orbiculate cardinalfish)
Lineage: Eukaryota; Metazoa; Chordata; Actinopteri; Kurtiformes; Apogonidae
Product: pre-B-cell leukemia transcription factor 1-like
Biological process (GO): regulation of DNA-templated transcription
Cellular component (GO): nucleus
Molecular function (GO): DNA binding; DNA-binding transcription factor activity, RNA polymerase II-specific
Source: RefSeq, a predicted model, not a curated record
UGUACUGUACAUGACAAAAGCAGGAGGAUGGAGAGAGUGAAAUAAAUCCAUACCUACUUCUUAUUUUAUCACAGCCUCUUUCUUGUAAUUUGGCAGGAAGAGGGGUUUUGGAUCACUGCGCCUCAUUACAAGAAAACGUGUCCUAGUUCAUGUUAGUAGUAGAACCCAGGCAGCCUGUCUGUUUUUACGCACAGCCCUACUCCAGAGAAGGCAGCAGCAGUUCAGAUCAGAUUUCACAUUCAGCUCCGACCAGCUGAGAGAGAGAGAACCAGAGAGCAGGAGGGCUCGUUUGUCCGCUUUCGCCUCCGAUACCCCCCUUUCAGUUGUAGCCAGCAGCGCCGCAAAAAGGAAAACUGGUUGCGCGGCGCGUACAUUAAACCUCCGACGGGAUUUCCCCCUCUUUUUUUCUUUUAUGUAUUUUUGCAGGAUUUCAGCGAGAGCGCCACUGAGAAUUAGAUAGAGGGAAGAAGAGAUGGACGAGCAGCCGAGGUUGAUGCACUCUCACACGGGGGUAGGCAUGGCAGGGCACCCCGGCCUGCCGCAGCAUAUGCAGGAAGGCACCGGAGGAACGGACGGCGACGGAAGAAAACAGGACAUUGGAGACAUUUUACAGCAAAUUAUGACCAUCACAGAUCAAAGUCUGGAUGAAGCCCAAGCCAGGAAACACGCUCUGAACUGUCACAGAAUGAAGCCUGCUCUUUUCAAUGUUUUGUGUGAAAUCAAAGAAAAAACAGUGCUGAGUAUCCGCGGCGCCCAGGAGGGAGGCGCCCCAGAUCCCCAGCUCAUGCGGUUGGACAACAUGCUGCUGGCAGAGGGCGUAUCCGGUCGAAAAGGCGGUGGUUCGGCAGCAGCAGCAGCUGCAGCGGCAGCCUCAGGAGGAGCGGGGCGGACAACUCGCAGAACCUCUGACUACAGGGCCAAACUGUCCCAGAUCAGACAGAUCUACCACACCGAGCUGGAGAAGUACGAACAGGCAUGCAACGAGUUCACCACACAUGUGAUGAACCUGUUGAGGGAGCAGUCACGCACGCGGCCAAUUUCACCCAAAGAAAUCGAGCGCAUGGUGAACAUCAUCCACCGCAAGUUCAGCUCCAUCCAGAUGCAGCUCAAGCAGAGCACCUGUGAGGCCGUCAUGAUCCUGCGCUCCCGCUUCCUUGAUGCCAGGUGUACGGAAAGACGGAACUUCAAUAAGCAGGCGACAGAGAUCCUGAAUGAGUAUUUCUUCCACCUCAGUAACCCUUAUCCCAGCGAGGAGGCUAAAGAAGAGCUGGCAAAGAAGUGCGCCAUCACAUUGACUCAGGUAUCCAACUGGUUUGGGAAUAAACGAAUCAGAUACAAAAACAUUGGUAAGUUCCAAGAAGAAGCCAACAUGUACGCUGCGAGAACUGCCGUGAAUGCGGCUAAUGCAUCCUCACAUGGAAGCCAAGCAAAUUCACCCUCAACUCCAAACUCUGCAGGUUCUGCUGGCUCUUUUAACAUGUCAAACUCCGGCGACUUGUUCAUGAGCGUGCAGUCUCUUAAUGGGGACUCGUACCAGGGGGCUCAGGUGGGAGCCAACGUGCAGUCACAGGUGGAUACCCUUCGCCAUGUUAUCAGUCAGACAGGCGGAUACAGUGAAGGACUCACAGCCAACCAGAUGUACAGUCCGCAGGGCAUCAAUGCAAACGGUGGCUGGCAGGAUGCUCCCACCCCCUCAUCAGUGACUUCACCCACAGAAGGACCCGGAAGCGUUCACUCCGACACCUCCAACUGAUCCUCCCCACCCUCGUGCUCUUUUGCCACAACAACCUCCCCCACCAUUAUCACCCCAAACUUCACCUUUGACCCCAUCAGGACUGGACAUAAUACAUUUGGCGGGACACAGCUGGGGUCUGGGAUGACGUUACCACCAUACGGACAACAAUUUCACUUUUCCUAUCUGGACCACUGCAGCCUCAUACCCACACCUCACAGUUUGUACAGUUUCCACUCGAUGUCCAUGUUGCCUCUUUGUAUUUCUCCUUACAUGUUAUAACUCACGUAGGCGCACAGCUAGCAGCAUAAAGCCCACGUCUUGUAAAUUGAGAUGCUUUCACUCUACCUCUAUUCGAAAUACCAACACAGACAGCAAACAAAUUUUUAUAAUUAUUGAAAUUUUACCGUGCACCACCCCUUUCCCUUCCAUUAAGCAUCUGUUUUAUUACCAUGCUCGCACAUUUUUUAUCUCUAGUGCCAAAGUUCAACCCUGGAGGUGAAUUUUGAUAAUGAUACAUUUCACACUUUUAUGUCCUUACAUUUUUCAUGCCAUUACUUGAAGAAUUAUCACAUUAGUCAAGUCUCAGUUGAUACAGUUUGUAUUUUCAGGCAUUUUCUUUUAUUUGCCAGAUUUUAUGUUUGGUUUUUUUCAGUACAAGGCAGAAAAUGUACCAUUUACAUGUGAGCUAUUAACAAAACAUGUCAUCUAGCUCUUGUUUCAUCCACAGAAACUGAGAAAUUGACAUGAAAUGCAUAAUCAGUUAUGACGUUAGUGACAAUUAUCAUACGUAAAUGUGUACUAAAGCACAAUGACAAGUCCUGAUUGAACUCCAAUGUAUGUAAAUGUCAAAGGGGCAACAACAGAGGGGAAAUGUGUCGGAAAUUAUGGUGUAGCAGUGCGAUAGCCAAAUACCGCUGGUAACCAAAUCCAAAAGGAAAGUUUAAUUCUAAUUUUAGGUGCCAUGUUGAUGUCUUUUCGUUGAGAUUUUACAUAUGGAGUUGGAUUCAUGUCGUAAUCGGAGCACACAGAGGUGUAUUUGGAGCACAAGAUGGAUAAAAACGUCUUGAUAUUUUACCAGAAAACCUCAUCUGUUCCUUUAAUUGUGGCACAAAUGUAACUCCACAGUUUUUUUUUUUUUUUUAAGGACAGAAAAAGCGAAACCCUGGUCUCUGGUACCACGCAGAAACAACAGGGUUCAUAUUUUCAGUGUCCAGGGUCCCUUCACUUUUUGUUUCUAUAAGUUAACACCACGAUCACCUUCAUAACCCGAUCUAAAAUGUGAAGUUCGAUUUGUAACCUUUGUUGUAUGUACAGUAUAGUAUGUGGUCUAACAUGUAUACAUAAGUACAAUAGUCCUCAUGAGAUAUCAGCAUUUACACACUUUGAUACCAAAAAAGGCAGAAUUUUUAUCCUCUACAUUGGGAUCAGCUUUAUCUACAUGUUGAGUUUUUCCUCUUUUCAAAGGAUUUUAUUCUCUAAGUAGGUAGGUUGGUACUGGGGAGUGCCUCCACGUGCUCUAGUACUCUGUAUUCAAAGCCAAAAAAAAGCACUUAGAAUACAGUCAUGUUUAUAUAACUUACAAUGGAAACACUGAUGGCACACAAAUCCAGAUGAUGUUGGAUAUAUUUUUAUGUCUCCAUUUUGUGAAUAACUCAUCAUAUUUCUUUUGUUUUUGUUUGAUUUUUUUUUUUGCUUUGCUACAGGACUAUGUUUCAUUUUUAUGCUACCAUUAUAUGUGAAUUAGCCCAAGAAUGCUCUAUAUACAGUAUGUAGAUAUGCACCUUUACUCUUCUUUUGCAUCUUUGACUUUGGACAGUAACCAUCUUUAACACAGAAAGAAAAGCAGACGCCGUUCCCGAUCAGAUGAAAUCCUUUGUUUUGUUUUGUACUGGGUUGACAAAGACAAGCUUAAAUCCAAGAUGGCUGCCGUCCAAAUGAAGGUGACGUGAAAAUUAGUGUUAACAUCACCCCUGCGGCUUUGUUUUUCGUUUCUUUUCGCUUUAAACAAACAAAACUAAAACCCCCAAACUAGUUUCACAACAACGUAAAAGCCACCGGUAUUUUUUUACUUCGUCAAUGUGUUCAUAUUGGUUACACACAUGAAAUCAUGGUAGUUUUUGGAGCUACAGCCACAGCUCCGCCUCCACUCACCUGCUCAGUAUUACAGCGGAGGGGCCCGAGCACCACUGACACAGAACUUGCCUCCGUCGUGUUCAGGAGGUCAUCGGAGUGAACUGACAGCAGCAGCGGCCAUGCGGCAAACACAGCCGAUUGUUUUUGCACCUCCCAACCCCCCACCCCCCCAUGCCAUCCCUCCCUCCCCCUCGAAAACAAGGCUUAACUCUACUUUUCACAUUGCCUGUCAAAUAUUAUCGAAGCUUCAUGUAAUGAUGCUUUUAGUUUUUGAAUAUAAAAGGAAAAAGAGACAUGAAAAGAAAAAUGAACAAUUUGUAAAACAUGAAAUGUUUUAUUUGUUGCAUGUCUUUUGUUCUUCAAUAAAAUAACGUACUGCAGUGUUUUGAAUGUUAACUUCUUUUUUAUAAGGAUUUCAGAGUGAAAUCGUGGAGCCUUUUUCUUGACAGGUUUUAACUUUUAAGAUCUAUGUAAAAAGGUAUCACAUGGAAAACUAUUGUCUUUUUAAUUCCAAUUCAAAUCCUGUUUUCUGUGGAGAAAAAUAGCUGAAAGGUGUAGGUUUUAUGGUCUCUUAAUUUGUACUGGCAAUGCGUAUCCCAAAUAAAUAGUUUCUUUUGUUGCAUAAA